Molecule: messenger RNA, 372 nt
Organism: Protopolystoma xenopodis
Lineage: Eukaryota; Metazoa; Platyhelminthes; Monogenea; Polystomatidea; Polystomatidae
Source: the annotation of a GenBank genome assembly
AUGCAUUUGAUACCCGAAUGCAUUCUUGUACUGCUCACAUGCGCACGCUCACAUACUUCAUUCGUACACACACGCCCAUCUUUCGCUGGCCUCUGUCAUGCCAACCCAUCAGGACAAUUCUGUGAAGAGACAUCUUUUUCUGCUAGAGCGAACUCAGACCAGGUGUACCUACCUGCCCCAGAAGUGAAUCAAGCAGCCAACAUACAAAGAAGCGAUGACUUACUGAAGCCUAUAGAUACAGGUCUUAUACAGCUAGGCUCACCCGAGGAACUUGUCAAUGUCCCAUGCGACUACAAUCUGUGCCAGAAUGAAGCCAGUUGUCAAAACGAGCCGGACGGAGCUUACAAAUGCCACUGUGAAUCGGGUAAGUGA